This is a messenger RNA of Rangifer tarandus platyrhynchus (Svalbard reindeer), 3585 nucleotides long. The record is from the annotation of a GenBank genome assembly. NCBI's taxonomy places the organism in Eukaryota, Metazoa, Chordata, Mammalia, Artiodactyla, Cervidae.
AUGGAGGCCGGAGGGGAGCGUUUUCAUCAACAAAGGCAAGUCCUGAUCCUCUUUCUUUUGCUGGGAGUGACUUUUGCAGGCUGGGAAUCCCGUCGCUAUUCCGUGAUGGAGGAAAUAGAGAGCGGCUCGUUUGUGGCCAACCUUGUCAAGGACUUGGGGCUCGGAGUGGGGGAGCUAGCUGCGCGGGAAGCCCGGGUGGUCUCUGAGUACAACGAACCCCGGUUGCAGCUCGAUCUGCAGACUGGGAAGUUGACAUUAAAUGAGAAACUGGACCGGGAGGAGAUGUGCGGCGCUACAGAUCCAUGUGUAAUGCAUUUUCAAGUGUUACUGAAAAAACCAUUGCGAGUAUUUCGAGCUGAGCUACUGGUGAGAGACAUAAACGAUCAUGCUCCUGAGUUUCCUGAAAGAGAAAUGACUUUGAAAAUCCCAGAGAACAGCCCUCCUGGGUCAGUGUUUCCUCUGAAAAAUGCUCAGGAUUUGGACGUGGGCAACAACAACAUCCAAAACUACAGUAUCAGUCCCAAUUCUUAUUUUCAUGUUUCCACCCGCAAUCGGGGGGAUGGUAGGAAAUACCCAGAGCUGGUGCUGGACAAAGAGCUUGAUCGGGAGAAGCAGGCCUUGCUCAGAUUAACCCUCACAGCGCUGGAUGGCGGCUCUCCGCCUCGAUCUGGUACCACCCAGGUCAGAAUCUUGAUCUUGGAUAUCAAUGACAACGCCCCUCAGUUUGCGCAGGCCCACUACCAGGUGCAGGUCCCAGAGAACAGCCCCGUAGGCGCCCUAGUUGUCAAAGUUUCUGCUAGAGAUUUAGACACUGGUUCAAAUGGAGAGGUAUCAUAUUCCCUGUUUUAUAACCACAAAAUGGCACAAAUAUUUCACUUGGAUUCUUACACGGGAGAAAUAUCAAGUCAAGAACCUCUGGAUUUUGAACAAUACACAAUUUAUCCAAUGGAAAUUCAAGCUCAGGAUGGUGCAGGCCUCAUGGCCAGAGCUAAGGUGCUGGUCAAAGUUCUGGACAUAAAUGAUAAUGCCCCAGAGGUAACCAUCACCUCUGUCACCACUUCAGUCCCAGAAAACUUUCCUCCUGGGGCCAUAAUUGCUCUUAUCAGUGUGCAUGAUCAGGACUCUGGAGACAAUGGUCAAACUUCAUGUUCCAUUUCUGGAAAUCUACCCUUUAAAUUAGAAAAGUUAGAUGAUAAUUAUUACCGUUUGGUGACAGAAAAAACAAUGGAUAGAGAACUUACCUCCCAGUACAAUAUUACAAUAACAGCCACAGAUCAGGGAACUCCGACUCUAUCUACUGAAACGCACAUUUCACUUCAAGUGACAGACAUCAAUGACAACCCUCCCACCUUUCCCCACACGUCCUACUCUGCCUACAUUCCUGAAAACAACCCCAGAGGUGCCUCCAUCUUUUCCGUGAUGGCCUGUGACCCCGACAGCAACGACAAUGCCCAUGUAACUUAUAGCUUGGACGAGGACACCCUUCAGAGUGCACCCCUGUCCUCAUACAUCUCCAUCAACUCUGACACUGGUGUCCUCUACGCACUGCGUUCAUUUGAUUAUGAGCAGUUCCGUGAACUUCAGUUAUGGGUUACAGCACAGGAUGGUGGGAAUCCACCCCUCAGCACCAAUGUGUCUGUGAGCAUAUUCGUGCUGGACCAGAACGACAACACACCUGAGAUUCUGUACCCUGCACUCCCCACGGACGGUUCCAUGGGCGUGGAGCUGGCACCCCGCUCCGCAGAGCCCGGCUACCUGGUCACCAAGGUGGUGGCAGUGGACAGAGACUCAGGACAGAACGCCUGGCUGUCCUACCGCCUGCUCAAGGCCAGCGAGCCAGGGCUCUUCUCGGUGGGGCUGCACACGGGCGAGGUGCGCACAGCGCGGGCCCUGCUGGACAGAGACGCGCUCAAGCAGAGCCUGGUGGUGGCGGUCCAGGACCACGGCCAGCCCCCUCUCUCUGCCACCGUCACGCUCACCGUGGCUGUGGCUGACAGCAUCCCAGACGUCCUGACUGACCUAGGCAGCCUGAAGCCCUCAGUGGACCCUGACGACUCCGGCCUCACACUCUACCUGGUGGUGGCGGUGGCCGCGGUCUCCUGCGUCUUCCUCGCCUUUGUCAUUGUGCUGCUGGCGCUCAGACUGCGGCAUUGGCACACGUCGCGUCUGCUCCAGGCUUCGGGCAGCGGGUUGGCUGGCGUGCCGGCGUCUCAGUUUGUGGGCGUGGACGGGGUGCGGGCCUUCCUGCAGACCUAUUCGCACGAGGUCUCGCUCACCGCGGACUCUCGGGGGAGUCACAUUCUGGUCACAGUUCUGGAUGUGAAUGACAAUGCCCCAGAAGUUACAAUUACUUCUCUCACAGGCUCCAUUCCGGAAAACUCUCCCAGAGGGACGUUAAUUGCCCUUUUAAAUGUAAAUGAUAAAGACUCUGGGGAAAAUGGACGAGUAACCUGUUUCGUCCUUAGGAAUCUACCCUUUAAAUUAGAAAAGUCCUAUGGAAAUUAUUAUAGUUUAAUGACAGACACACUCUUAGACCGAGAACUGGUUCCUAGCUACAACAUCACCGUGAUGGCCACUGACCGAGGAAGUCCGCCCCUGUCCACGGAAACUGACAUCACCCUGCACGUGGCAGACAUCAACGACAAUGCGCCUGCUUUCUCUCAAGCCUCCUACUCGGCAUAUAUCCUAGAAAACAACCCCAGAGGAGCUUCCAUCAUCUCUGUGACCGCCUAUGACCCCGACUAUGGAGAGAAUGCCCAGGUCACUUACUCCUUGGUGGAGGACACCCUCCAGGGAGCUCCCCUGUCCUCCUACGUCUCCAUAAACUCAGACACUGGUGUCUUGUAUGCCCUCCGCUCCUUCGACUAUGAACAAUUACGAGACUUAGAGCUACAAGUGAUGGCACAUGAUAGUGGGGACGUUCCACUCAGCAGCAACGUUUCUCUGAGCCUGUUCGUGCUGGACCAGAACGACAACUCGCCAGAAAUCCUCUUCCCCGUCGUACCUACCGAUGGCUCCACAGGGGUGGAGCUGGCACCCCGCUCCGCAGAGCCCGGCUACCUGGUCACCAAGGUGGUGGCAGUGGACAGAGACUCAGGCCAGAACGCCUGGCUGUCCUACCGCCUGCUCAAGGCCAGCGAGCCAGGACUCUUCUCGGUGGGGCUGCACACGGGCGAGUUUGUGGGCGUGGACGGGGUGCGGGCUUUCCUGCAGACCUAUUCGCACGAGGUCUCGCUCACCGCGGACUCUCGGGGGAGUCACGUGAUCUUCCCGCAGCCGAACUAUGCGGACACGCUCAUCAGUCAGGAGAGCUGUGGGAAAAGCGAGCCUCUCUUGCUCUCAGGCGAUUCCGUGUUUUCUAAAGAUAAUCAUGCAUUAAUUCAGAGUCCGGCGCUGGCGCAUUUUUCGUGCAGUUAUUGGCUGGGACUCUGCGUGCCGCUGUCGGCCAAUGGAGACGCUGGAGAUCUGGCCCCGGCCCGUCCCCUCUCGGCGCCGCGGGAUGAGGCCGAGACUGAACAGCCGGCGAGCAAAUCAGCGGCAUCCAGAAAGCCAUGUCCGACUCGGAGCCCAGCGCCCGAGCGCUAA